UCUAUCAUCUAAAUACAAACACUGAGUUGAAAUGACUCCGCUUAAAGCGUACGGGCUUUCUUGGAGGACGAAUAGUGAUUUUAAAAAAUGAGGUCCUUCGGCGUGCGGUGACACAUCGCGUAGUCAGCUGGCAUGUCUUCCAGUGAGCGCAUGUGUGUGAGUGCGCGCGCGCAUGUGUGCGUUCCGUUAUUUUCCGGGUUGCGCUCAGUCAGUGUGGUGUGUGGGCAGUGGUUGUCGAGCCGCGGCUGCCAGCAGACGCUUCCACCCAGGAGGCGAGGGGCCAACUUGUCGCUCUGCCUUCCCCGCUCGCCACUCCGUCCGAGAAGCUGCCAAACUUGCGCAUCAUCAUCAUCAUCAUCACCCUCACCAUCCUCAUCAUCCUCAUCAUGGCGGACCAAGGCGACUCUCCGACUCCCGUCCACCACCCGCCACCGCCGGUGACAACCAGCUGGCCAAUUACCAGAGAGUCGUACGAGCUGCAGGAAGUCAUAGGCAGCGGGGCCACAGCUGUUGUGCAGGCAGCCCUCUGUACCCCCAGACAGGAGCGCGUGGCCAUAAAGAGAAUCAACCUGGAAAAGUGCCAGACCAGCAUGGAUGAGCUAUUGAAAGAAAUCCAAGCAAUGAGUCAGUGCAACCAUCCAAACAUUGUUACAUACUACACCUCCUUUGUUGUGAAGGACGAGCUUUGGCUCGUCAUGAAACUUCUGAGUGGAGGCUCUAUGCUUGAUAUAAUUAAGCAUUCGAACAAAGAAGAUGAAAAAAAUCGAUCAUUAGAUGAACCAAUCAUUGCCACUAUAUUGAAAGAAGUUCUCGAGGGCCUUGACUAUCUGCACAGAAAUGGACAGAUUCACAGGGAUGUGAAAGCUGGCAACAUACUGCUGGGCGAGGAUGGAUCUGUUCAGAUCGCAGAUUUUGGAGUUAGUGCAUUCUUAGCAACAGGGGGGGAUAUGACUAGAAACAAAGUUCGAAAGACCUUUGUUGGCACGCCUUGCUGGAUGGCUCCAGAGGUCAUGGAACAGGUUCGGGGCUAUGAUUUCAAAGCAGAUAUAUGGAGUUUUGGAAUUACAGCUAUAGAGUUAGCCACAGGCUCUGCUCCCUAUCAUCGCUACCCUCCCAUGAAGGUUUUAAUGCUUACCCUGCAGAAUGAUCCACCCACUCUAGAGACGGGCAUCGAGGACAAGGAGAUGCUCAAGAAAUAUGGCAAAUCAUUUAGAAAGUUAAUAACAAUGUGCCUUCAGAAGGAUCCUGCCAAAAGGCCGACAGCAGCUGAGCUUUUGAAGUGUAAAUUCUUUCAAAAAGCCAAGAACAAAGAAUAUCUGAUAGAAAAGCUUUUGAGUCGUGCGCCAAAGAUUUCUCAGAGAGCAAAGAAGGUGAGGAGAGUUCCAGGCUCCAGUGGUCAUUUGCACAAGACGGAGGAUGGGGACUGGGAGUGGAGUGACGAUGAACUGGACGAGGGCAGCGAGGAGGGCAAAGCUGCCGUAAAUCGGGGCAGGUCACGAAGGGUCAAAGAUGAGGCCAAAGAUAAUGAGGAGGAUGCCAACAGUAUCCCUAUAGAAGGCUUGUCUGUACAGCAUCCCCAGGUUGAACCUUAUGAGAACACACCCUUCAGUCAAGGCGCUGUGAACAUGGUACUACGGCUAAGGAACUCUAAGAAGGAGCUGAAUGACAUCCGGUUUGAGUUCACCCCGGGGCGAGUGGAAUCUUGCCGGGCCAAUAUUUGUCAUAUUAUUCCCUCACAAGACACUGCUGAUGGCGUCUCCCAGGAACUCUUCUCUGCUGGCCUGGUCAAUGGGCAUGAUGUUGUAAUUGUUGCUGCUAACCUUCAAAAGAUCGUUGAUGACCCAACUACCUACAAAGUAUUGACCUUUAAGCUGGCUUCCAGCUGUGAUGACACUGAGAUCCCGGAUGAGGUUAAGUUGAUCGGCUUUGCACAGCUAAGUGUUAGCUGAUGCUCUCUUCAUGCCUGAAGCAGGUGAGCCGGGGGAGGCAGUUCAGGGCAGACAGACUGAGGAACACAACACCGCCACCUCCUUCAAUAUUUUUCCCAGCACCUUCCCCGAAAAGCCACUCCUUCUCCUCACUGUCUCACUCCUCGGCCCCACCUACUCCUCCUCAGCGUCGACUUUCCUGCCCAGUGUCCCCCGACCUCUAACCUUUACAUUCCACCACCCAGCGCACAGACCAGGAUCAGGACACAGCGCAGGAACCAAAAGAUGUACUCAGGUGGUAAUAGAAGGGGAUUAAGAUGUAGCUUCGAAUGUUUCCAUUAUUUAUUUAUUUUACUCAUUUUUUUUGUGCUUCACAUCACAUUACUGCUGUGAUCAGCAAAACUCAUUAUUUAUGGAAAUGAAAAGCUAUUUUUCGAAACUUGAGUUUUUUUUUUUUUUUUGUCACGCCACAGUCAAAGCAUGUUUGCUUCGACUCACAUCUCACAAAUGCACUCAUUCUCAGAGGUCGGUGUCAGAAUGUAAAGACUCAGCUAAUUCAUCAGGAGAAGCACAUGUUCAUAACAUAACGAAUGUCUGAAAAGAGAGUGAGCUUAUGUGUCAAGACCUGUUUCACGCCACCAAGAUUGUUAGCGUUUGUCUAAGUGUGCUGGAAUAAACGAGACCAGGAAGCUACUGUGUAUAAUUUGCUGCUCUCAACAGUGUUAAUGCUUCGAAACUGCUAGAGGUGCCUUGUUCAUUUUUCUGUGCCUAAGAGAGUUGUCAAAGACAGAUACCACAUAGAGAGCUGAACCUGCUGAUCACCAUUUCACCAAUGUUUCACUCCAACAAUGACACAAUUCAUUUGAACUAUCUUAAAUGAGCCAGAAAAGCUUAAAUGCACUUUUUGGUCUGAGCAUACGCUUCGCCGCUGGAGGAAAGUUAAUUGAUGAGCAUUGCAUUUGGUAAAUUGAACCUGACAGAACCCGAAGUCAUGUAAUAUAUUCUGGUUGAUGUGCAUUCAGAAAACAGGCUAAUCUACAAAACCGCAACAGUUGAAUUUUUAUUCCUCAAAGUGUACUAGUUACUCAAUUGUACUGUAUGACAUCGCAUCUGAAGAUGGAACCAAACGGCAACUACAGAAGUGUGAUGAGCCAUUUGUUUGUCCAAACAAGUCUGGUAGCUCUAAAUUAUUUUUAGGUAUCGAGGUGGUAAAUAUUAACUUCUCUAAAAUCUUUAUUUUAUGAAGUAAUUUAUUGUGUUUUCUUUGUACAGUAUGUGUAUCAUUUCAGCAUAUUACCCAUUCCCUCUCUGUAAUCAGCAAAUCUCAAAUUUCUGAUGAAGAGCAACAAAUAAAGCA
Molecule: messenger RNA, 3285 nt
Organism: Menidia menidia (Atlantic silverside)
Lineage: Eukaryota; Metazoa; Chordata; Actinopteri; Atheriniformes; Atherinopsidae
Source: the annotation of a GenBank genome assembly